ACCACAGACUACAUAGUGCAGACUACUCGUCUUUUAUCUUUUGUCAUGAUAUCGAGAUAUAUUUGAUUUUGGCAUUGUUCUGUUAUUAUCAUAGAUUGUGAGGUCAAACAUCUCGGAUGGAUGCCAAGACGGGCUCGGUCGCAUCUGACGACACUCAUCGCGCUGCACACUCCAGACAACAUUCCUACGAACAAGUCUUUACGACCUUUGCGACGCCCCAACAGCCUCAAUUUGUCCAGUCAAUAUCGCCUACGCAAGAUGACCCUUCGAAUAAGGAAGAUAACGGCGACGAUAAGAGUCCAACAAUGUCGCAACAACCAAAAACCGGCGGUUCUCGAUCACCGUUAUUCUGGGUCAAUUCCGAUCCACAGACCGUACGGAAGGGAUCGAGAGAAGAGACACUCAAACGGAUUCGAUCGCAUGUAAUGUCCGAGCACAAUCGCAAGAAGCGACUGGAGAAUACACGACGGUACAAUAAGAGCAAGACAUGGAAGAACCUCGCCUAUCGGCCGGAACCGAUCGCGACAUCUAGACUGUCGCGCGCGAUUGAGUCGUCGAUAUCUCCGCCGUACUCGUCUUCCUCGUCGUCGGACAGAUCGAGUUCGAAGAGCUCGUCGUCCCCGGAGAUCCGGGAACAGUCGCCUCCGGACAGUCUCAAAAAAUCGAGAAGUGCUGGUUCACUGACAUCGGAGACGUCUAUUGCAUUUUCCACGAUACAAGACUUCUCGCAGGAGUCGACGAGUUCGACGCAGAGUUCGCCGCAGGAACAGCAGCUAUCGCUUGUACGGCAUGAGGCAAGCGUGCCUGUUGCGCCUCGUGUAGGUACUGACGAACUAGAUCCGUUUCACGCGACACAAGUACAACUCUCCGAGUCGCAAUAUCAGCAUUUCAAAUUCUUUCUGUACGACCUAAUCCCCCAAGCGGCACCGUUCAUGAACCACGGCAUCGCAAAACUCCGCAACCACUGGGUCUCCCUCGCACAAUCGAAUCCAUCCGUACUGUACUGCUGUAUCACCUCGGGAGUGACAAAUAAAUCGUUACGGACCGGUGACUUUUUUGCCGAUCCCGCGACUCGACGGGAUAGUCCCUUGGUGCUGGAUCGGCUUCGGAAUCGGGGCUUGACGAUUAGUUUGAUUAACCGGGAUUUGUCGUCUGCGUCGUCGGCGGCGAGUGAUGCUUCUAUUGCUGCGGUUUCGAUGUUGAUCUCUGUAGAGAUUACUGGGAGCAAUCCGCAAGAUAUUGCGCCUCAUCUUAAUGGGUUACGGAAGAUGGUUUCACUGCGAAAGAAUUUUGCAGAUAUAUCCAAAAACGUGCGGGUGCAAGUCGAAUGGAACGACAUCCGAUCCGCAUGCAAAACAAUGUCCAAACCCCUCUUCCCCUUCAUCCGCUACGCCAUGCCAGCACAUACACCACCACAAGUCCGCGUCGAAAAUGCAGGCAAACUAGCCUCUACACUACGCCUCCUCAGCCGUAUCCCCGGCGUAUUCGGGGUAGAGAUGUGUCGCACAAUCGACGAUCUCACCUCUGUCACUUUAUACGCUGAGAUAUUCCGACUACAACCAAAACUCGCCUCGGUACUGUUCGACGAAGAUAUAGAAGAAUACUUUAACAACGAAGCCCUCUACACGGAAUAUUGCCUCGUCAACGACCGAUGGAUUCGCGCUUCUUCUACAGCAAACUCGACAUUCACACUCCGCGGCGACGACACAAUCGAAGGCGCCGUCCGACUAGCCAGUCUCCUCUUCCACAAUACCACAAUCUGGCCAUUUUAUCCUGCCAUAGCCCCCUUGUUCCCUUUACCAGUCAUUGCACUCGAAACCGCACUCCGUCACGGCAUCGCAGCGGGUACAUACACCUAUCUCCCCGAUCUACUCAUAUGGCUCUUAUUCAUCGGCGCAUCAGCCGCAAAAUACCUCCCCACAAGUCGGAUUUGGUUUAUGGAUGAAUUGUGUAAGGCUAUCGAUACUUAUAACACCACCAUACCACUCACCACAUCAAUAUCUCCUGGCAGAGGAGGAGGAGACGGGGGAAAUAAUUAUAAUGAAUACGAAUCAACCCAAUUCAUGAGCACAGUGGAUGAUUUCAGGGAUGUUUUGAUGGGAUUUUUUUUUGUUGAUCGUUGUUAUGGAGCGGACGUUUCGGAGAUAUGGAGGAGUUUGACUGGGCGAUAGCCAUCGUCACUUAUCCUGAAGCAUGUUAUGUAGAUAUCCUGGCCCAGCAGUAGUUUGCUCGUUGUACAUGUUUAUGAUGUAUGUAUGUAUGUGUGUAUAUGAUUAUGAUAUUGAUUACUUUCUG
Molecule: messenger RNA, 2295 nt
Organism: Talaromyces stipitatus ATCC 10500
Lineage: Eukaryota; Fungi; Ascomycota; Eurotiomycetes; Eurotiales; Trichocomaceae
Exons: 5
Coding region: 117-2171 (684 amino acids)
Source: RefSeq, a predicted model, not a curated record